AUGACAGACCUUUCAACUGAAUAUUCACAAUUAGAAAAUCUUUUUUCAGUUAUACAACCACCAAAUGGUUCACAAAGGAGUCGUUUAGAAAGUUUACCAGAAAAUAGAUUAUUUACCUAUGGUAUACCAAUUUCUGAAUAUGAUAUACGUGAAGCUGUUGCAAAAGAAGCUAAAGAUAGAAAAUUAUGGAGAUAUAAAGCAAUAAAAAAUAUGCAAAUUGAUAAUAUUGAACAUUCAAGUUGUUUUCAUUAUGUUCUUGAAAGUUUUACUGAACAAAGAUCUAUAGCUCAAGCAACAGAACCAUUUUCAAUUGGAUCACAUAUAGAUAAUUCAUUAUAUCUUGAAAGACAAUCUGAAUUAGAUAAUAAUCAAUCAUCAUCUAAUCAAAGAAGAAGUCCUGUUCAAGAAAAUGAUUCAAUAAAUCCAUGGGAAUAUAUUAUAGAACCAAGUGCAGAUUUUGUUUCACAAACAAAAGUAAUAGAACUUCCUGGUUCUAGUCAUUUAACAAGAUGCAGUAAUUGUAGUGCUGAAGGACAACAACAUUGUUUUCAUUGUCGAGGAAAUGGAACGGAUAAAUGUAAUUAUUGCAGAGGAACUGGAAUGAAAGCAGGUGUAGCACAUCCAGCAAUUUAUACACAUCCAAUGAUUGGUACAUUUCCUCAUGCUGAUAUGAAUAUGGGAUAUCCUGGUUCUGGUUCAGUUAUUGUAAGGCCACAUGACAAAAGACAAUCAUAUGCUGCAGGAACACCAGUACAUUUUAUGAUGAAAGCAGGUCUUCCACCACCAGGAAUUGGUCAACAUGAUUUAUGUAUUUUUUGUCGUGGUAGAGGUAUCAAAGAUUGUACACAUUGUAAAGGACAAGGUAGAAAAAGUUGUAUUACAUGUGGUGGUACAGGAAGUAUAAGAGAAUUUACAAAAUUAAAAGUAUUUUUUGCUGUUGAAAGAAGUGAUUUCUUUACAGAAUCCGAAAUACCACAACAUUUAUUUCAUUUUGCAACUGGUGAUCAGGUAUUUUAUGAAUGUCAUCCAUAUGUAUUACCAUUAAAAAAAUUUGAAGCUAAAGAAGUAAAUGAAGGUAGUCGCAAAUUAUGUGCAGAACAUCUCCAAAGAUCACUAGGUUCUACAAAAAUGUUAAAACAACGUCAUUUUGUGGAUGCAAUACCAGUUGCUAAAGUUUAUUAUACAAUGGGUAAGAAUUCUGGAAUUUUUUGGGUUUAUGGUAAAGAACAUCUUUGUUAUAUACCUAAAAAAUCAUCAAGUUGUGUUAUUCUUUAA
Strongyloides ratti is the source of this 1275-nucleotide messenger RNA. RefSeq names its product Protein SSUH2 homolog. Bases 1 to 1275 code for a protein of 424 amino acids. The transcript is spliced from 4 exons. The record is from RefSeq and is a predicted model, not a curated record. NCBI's taxonomy places the organism in Eukaryota, Metazoa, Nematoda, Chromadorea, Rhabditida, Strongyloididae.